AUUAUAUGUUUGUGAAAAUUUAGUGAAUGAAUUGGAAAGAUUGUGAUUUGUGACAUUUAAACUAAACAAACUAUUGAAAACAAAGUGUCGCAUGCAUUUUUUUCAUUAAACUACUCAAUGUCUUUGCCUACUGAAUUUUUAUCUGCUCAUGACUAUUUUAGAGCUUCAGUUAAUUUCCUUCAAACUCAUUCCUGGAUCUAUCAUAGUGCUAACACCCGAUUCAUAAAAGCUGGCGUAUUUGAAAAGUUUCCUCCAGAUUUCGUGGAAUAUUUUCUAAAAUUGAAAAAUAGCGAUUUAAAUAAAUUUCCAUUUUUACACGAAUGUGACGAUUUCAAUAAUGGCAUUGACUCUCCAGCCCUACAAUCAUUUCGUUCAACACUCCGCAAACUCAUACCUAAGCAAGCAUAUGACUACACUGAUCACAGUGAUCUGACCCCAAGGCAAGUGCUACUUAAAAGUCAAUUGCGAAAGAUAAGAGUCAAGAAGCAGCACGAAAUCAUUCAACUAACUAAAGUUAUACUCACGCAUUGUUGUGAUGCGUCCUUGUUGCUCGAUUUUGGGGCUGGCUUGGGGUACCUUAGUGAGUCAUUGUGCAGCGUUAAUACAAGUUGGUGUGUACUUGGUCUGGAGUCUGAUAAUUGUCGUGUAACGGCUGCACGGAAACGUCUGCAACAACAGAUGCCAGAAGCCAGCAGACGUGUCAUUUAUGUGCAACAACUCAUUGAAGCGAACUCUAGCAGUGCUAUUAAGCAACAUAUUGCCUGUAGUAGAUUCGACGACUCACAGGCGAUGCUCGGAAAAUGGGCAAUUAUAGGAUUACACGCAUGUGCUGACCUCUCUGUGACGGCAAUAAACUUAUUCCUUGAGUUGGCAGAAGUUAAGUGCUUAGUCAUCAUGCCAUGUUGCUAUCAUAAGCUACAGCAGACUACCGAUGGAAAUUUCUUAAACUUUCCACUCAGCAAAUCGUUAAAAAAAAUUGUUGCAGAGAAAAAAGAGGAUAUUGAGAGUUACUUAAAUCGUCCCUUUCUACGUCUGGCUUGUCAAGAAACCAGUGCGCGUUGGCGUAAUAGUUCAGGGGAUGAGCACCUGGCGCAUGGAAAACAAAUGUUCUGGCGCGCUGUAGCCGAUGCCAUCAUUGAUGAUGAGACGGAAACAAUCAGAACUUUAGUAAAAAGUCAACGGCCUGCUGCAGAUAUAUAUAAAACAGAAAGUUUUGCCAAUUUUUGCCAACACUACGAGCUGAGAUCAAAAGCAACGGAUGUGCAGCAUCUGCCUGGUGCCUUGUGGAAUGAUAAGCACGAAGAGAAAUUUAAUGAAAUCGUAGAAAAGUAUUCUGAUACAGGUCCCAAAUUGGCGGAAGCUUUGACUUGUUUGCAAACAACGUUACAGAAACUCUGCGAGAAUAUUGUGCUUUACGAUCGUUUGUGUUAUAUGCAGGAAUACGCAGAGGAGCGACCAAAUUUAAAACUAAAUGUACAAAUUCAGAAGAUUUUGGAUGAGAAGUUAUCACCACGCUGCUAUGCCUUAAUCGCGGAAAAAUUAUAGCAUUAAUGACGGCGAAAGUGAAAAUAAUGGCCGAAUGCGUGUUCUGUGCACCAAUGUACCAUUGUAUGUGUGUUUGUUUGUAAGUUAAAAGCUUAGAGUGUACAUUUAUUCACAUU
Messenger RNA from Anastrepha obliqua, 1661 nucleotides. Its product is annotated as probable methyltransferase-like protein 25. The transcript is spliced from 3 exons. The coding region runs from base 118 to 1545 and encodes 475 amino acids. The record is from RefSeq and is a predicted model, not a curated record. NCBI's taxonomy places the organism in Eukaryota, Metazoa, Arthropoda, Insecta, Diptera, Tephritidae.